This is a messenger RNA of Meriones unguiculatus (Mongolian gerbil), 4270 nucleotides long. RefSeq names its product family with sequence similarity 193 member B (gene Fam193b). Lineage: Eukaryota; Metazoa; Chordata; Mammalia; Rodentia; Muridae. Gene Ontology annotation, cellular component: cytoplasm; nucleus. The record is from RefSeq and is a predicted model, not a curated record. The transcript has 7 exons. Bases 2282 to 3889 code for a protein of 535 amino acids.
AACUUACCAAGAAAACUUUUUGGAUGGAAGUCAAAGUGUAGAUUGGGUUGGAAGAAGUGGCUUAAUGCUAGAGCACAGUCUUAGCAUGCACGAGUCCCAUGUCAAAUCCUUUGUGCUAGAAAUAAAUACGUUCUAAACUAAGUUUUCCUUGUUUUCCCAGCUUAGAACAGUUCAGAUGUAAAAGAAGACAGGGUUCUUCACAACCUAAAGAAAAACUUCUAGUACUGUGGCCUGUUUUCUUGAAGAUAACUUCUGUAUAUAAAUGACAUCAUUUAGUCUACAUCUGAUAAAUAUUUAUGUAGAAAUUUUUUUAUUUUCUUCAUUUUGAAACCGGCUCUUGCUAUGUAGCCCAAGCUAGCCUUUUAACUGUGAUCCUCUUGCCUUAGCCUUCUACUGGGAUUAUAGGUGUUUCUUAGCACCAACCUGUGUAGCAAUACUUCUUAAAUAUCACGAUAUUUCCCUAGUUAAAACUCCUUUUAAAACUUAUGUGACCAUAAGCUAUAUCCUACUGUAUAGCUGUAGCAUAAUUUAUGUUUUCCCAUUGAAGCAUUUUCAAUUUUUUUUUAAGAUUUAUUUAUCACUUAUACAGUAUUCUGCUUACAUAUACACCUGCAUUCCAGAAGAGGGCACCAGAAUCUCAUUAUAGACGGUUGUGAGCCACCAUGUUGUUGCUGGGAAUUGAACUCAGGAACCUUGGAAGAGCAACUAGUGCUCUUAAUCUCUGAACUAUCUCUCCAGCCCCUUUUGUUUUUAUUUUUGGAGGUAAUGUUUGUCUCUGUAGUCCUGGCUGUUCUGGAACUUGCUCUGUAGACAAGGCUGGCCCUCCAACUCAGAGAUCUAGCUGUCUCUGCCUCCCAAUUGCUGGGGUUAAAGGUGAGCACCACCACACCUGGCUCAUUUCCAACUUUUUAACUUUUUAACAGAAAUACUGUUGUAUUGUAAGCCUGUGUUUGAAUAGACAUGGGCCCUCUAGAGUCCUAGAAGCUUCGUGUUUCUGUUAGCCUUUAUCUGAAAGUGAAUGUGCUGAAGGCAGGUGUUUUGUAGGUUGACACUCUAUUAUGUAUCAGGAUUUCCCAGUUUGUGAUCUCAGUGCCUGGGUGCCCCUACUCUUGACUUGCUGUCUCAACAUGUUUUUCACAUGGGGUUGGUGAUGCCAGCACAGACUUGGACCUUGCAGUUUUCCUUAAGUAGUAUCAUGUUCCUGUGGUUUGUUCUGAAUACUCAGUAUUUGGGUCUGGACAGUAUUAAUUGUACUUCAUUUUGCUAGUCUGGAGGUACAGAACAUUUAGGUCACCCCAUCAUUUUACCAUUGUAACCAACAUCUAAAGAUGUUCUGGCCUGUGAGGCAGGGUAGCACACGCCUUUAAUCCCAGCACUUGGGAGGCAGAGGCAGGUGGAUCUCUGAGUUUGAGACCAGGCUGCUCUACAGAGUGCGUUCCACGACAGCCAAGGCUACACAGAGAAAGCCUGUCCUGGCCUAAAGCUUUUUCCUUUUUUUGACUUGUUUCUUGGGAGGGUUCUUAACACACAUUGGCAAAGUGCUUGCUCCCAUAUAGAGUGCUGCACACCUAAAAUCCUAGCAGAGGCAGGAGAAUCUAGAGUUCAAGACCAGCCUCAAUUUUGUAGAAAGACCUGUUUUACAAAGAGAUAAUGGAGCGGGAGGAGGGAGAGAGUGCAUGCAUGUGCUGGGGGUCCUCUGUGUGGAAGAUGCAGAAGACCUUGUGUCUGAUCCCUGGUAGGAAAGAGAAGGAAUAGGUGGGGAACUGCUUUUUGGAGGGCCUUCUGAAUCCACGCAGCCACAAAUAAGGAGUAAUGGUCUAUCUCUGUUUUCUGGAACACUAAACAUUUAAUUUUUCUAAAAGUUUUGCUUAAUCUAAUGGAAGAGUUGUGAACUUGGAAUAUCCUUCCGUAGGUACCGUUCCUAACAACCUCUGUCUUUUCUAAACCCUACCAUGUGCUUACUGACCUUUCCAGAAGCAGACAUGGGCUCCUAGGAGACAUGGGCUCCUAGGACUGCCCUGUCCUAGACAGUCACUUAUUCAUUCCCCUCAGACAUGGGACCAGCAUCUGCAGUACUCCAGCUGCUGCUGAUCCCUCUUAGGGCUUUGAUUCAGGGACCUCUCAGCCUAUCUCAUUCUUACCCCGGGAAAAUAUUGUUUGUAAUAUAUAUUGCCCCAACUCAUUCCCAGAGGCCAGAGGCAGAAUGCAAGUGGAGAAAACAUGAACUCUACACAGGGAAACAUGGGUUUAUGUUCUGCAACCCAUUGGACAGAGCAGUCGAAUGCUCAGGGACCCUGGGUGCAAGGGGCACAGAUUUGCACACAGUGGCCUGGCCUGUGAGGCAGAUGAGGGUCUGGGCGAGGAAGAGGAUAGCAGCUCUGAGCGCAGCUCUUGCACCUCGUCCUCCACCCACCCACGCGAUGGGAAGUUCUGUGACUGCUGCUACUGUGAGUUCUUCGGCCACAAUGCGCCACCCGCUGCCCCGACGAGUCGGAAUUAUACUGAGAUCCGGGAGAAGCUCCGCUCGAGGCUGACCAGGCGGAAAGAGGAGCUGCCCGUGAAGGGGGGCGCCCUGGGCGGGAUCCCGGGGGAGCCUGCGGUGGACCACCGAGAUGUGGAUCAGCUGCUGCAAUUCAUCAACAGCACGGAGCCCAAAGUCCCCAACAGCGCCAGGGCUGCCAAGCGGGCCCGGCACAAGCUGAAAAAGAAGGAAAAAGAGAAGGCCCGAUUGGCAACCGAAGCUCUGAAGCAGGUGAAUCGUGUUUCUGGAAGCCAGGAGCCAAGGCCUGCCAGGGAGACGCUCCUGGAGUGGCCUGAGCAGGAGCUGGACCGGGUCAAUAGCUUCUUAAGCAGCCGCUUGCAGGAGAUCAAGAGCUCCGUCAAAGACUCCCUCUGUGCCAGUUUCAGCAUGUGUGAGCUCAGCAUGGAUAGCAGUGGCUUUAAGGAGGGGACCAUGGAAGCUCAUCCCCAGACUCUAACCCCUUCAGACCUCAAUGGCUCUGAGCAACAGCCUGACAUAAACCUUGAUCUGUCCCCUUUGACUUUGGGCUCCCCUCAGAGCCACACAUUACAAGCUACAAGUGAGCCAGUCCCCCCAUGGGCAGAAAGGAGAGACUCUCACCCAUCAUGGACAGAGGUGAGGGGUCCCCCUCCUGGUACCCCUGAGAAUGGGCUUGUGAGAAGACUCAACACUGUGCCCAACCUUUCCAGGGUGAUCUGGGUCAAGACACCCAAGCUAGGCAAUCCUAGUUCUGAGGAAAGUUCAAAGGAAGUUCCCAGCUGCAAACAGGAGCUGUCUGAGCCUGUGGCCACAGGUGGGAAACCAAGAAAGAGCAAGAGACAGGGAAGUCAAGCAAAGAAGAGCGAGGCAAGUUCAGCUCCCUGGCCUCCAGCUGAUCUAGAGGCUCCCAGUGCCAAGAGCCAGGUAUCUAGCCCCGGUCAGCCAGGCAAGGCCCCAGAGCCUGCCAAAGUGGGCAGUUGUGCAGAACCUGGAGAGGGCAGCCGGGGUAGCCGGCCAGGACCAAGUUGGGCUGACAGCUCCACAACUGAGAAGAAGGGUAGUUCCUGGCAGAAUUGGCCAGGUGAGGCCAAGGCACGGACUGUGGACCAGGAAUCUGUGCAGACCACAGCCCCAGCAAGGCCACAGAGCUUGUUCCAGGGCAAGGGCCGCAGCCGCCGGAGCCGCAACAAGCAGGAGAAGUCAGCCUCCGCCUUGGACGAUGUGUUCCUGCCCAAGGACUUGGAUGGGGUGGAGAUGGAUGAGACAGACCGAGAGGUGGAAUACUUCAAGAGGUUCUGUUUGGAUUCUGCAAAGCAAACUCGUCAGAAGGUUGCUGUGAACUGGACCAACUUCAGCCUCAAGAAAACCACUCCUAGCACAGCUCAGUGAGCCCUGCCCAGGUCGACUUCUCCAGGUCAUCUCAAGGCCCCAACUCAAGCUGCAAAUGUACUUCUCCCUGUGCCCUGCCACCCAUCUGGACCGUCCCUGCUCCCACUGCCCCAACCAACCAAAAGCUGAACGGAUGCCAUGCUGUGCUGGGGCCUUUCAGGACCUCAGCAGAGCUGCUUCCUGGUGCUAAGCAGCCUCCACACUCAGAGCCCAGGGAAUGGGCUGGCCUUUGAGCCAAGGGCUGAUGGUACUGCUGGCCCAACACUGCUCUCUUUGUGUUUGGUUUUUUUUUUUUUUGUUUCUUUUUUUUUAAAAAAUUCUUUACUUUUGAUACUGUGAAUAUCUUUCAUGCAGAAAGAUAAAGGAACAUUUGGACACAGA